CAAUUGUUCCUGGUAGUUGUGAUGAGUGUAGUAUAUCAGGAGAUUCAUCCAACGCAGAGUUCUAUCUAACUAUAGAACCAAUAAAAGCAGACCAUAUAGGAACAUGGAGAUGUGGGAAUAUAGAGCUAUCACCUCGGUACUAUGAAACUGAUAUAAUUGUGCAAGAAUCAGCAACCAUCAUUACAUCACCAUCUGACCAGACAGUAAAUGAAGAUGAAUCUGUCACAUUUGAGUGUACAGCUAAUGGUGUACCUGGUGUUACAUACACAUGGCAGAAAGACAGCACUGAUAUUGAUAUAGGUGGUAGAUAUGCAGUGACUGAUGGAUCAUUGACAAUAUCUAAUAUUGAGAAAUCUGACUAUGGUACAUACACUUGUAUUGCUGACAAUGGUGUAGGGUCAGGUGACUCAAAAUCAGCUGUUCUGACAGUUAAUUUUAAACCGAAUACUGUUAGUUUAAGUGGCUAUACUGGUGCUGUUACCAGUGGUAGUAAUCUACUGUUAACCUGUGCAACAACAACUAGUAACCCAUCAGCAACUAUACUGUGGUACAUGAAUAAUAAUAUAAUAGAUGAUAACGAUGAUAAUAUCAAUAUUGGGUCUCUAACUGAAGCUAAUGGUGACUACAAUGGCAAGAUAUCAGAACAACAAAUAACAAUAACAACAAGAGCUGAAGAUAACCGAGCAGAGUAUAAGUGUAAAGCAAGGAAUUCACAAGUCACUGGAUAUGUUAAUUCAAAUAUUGAAACCAUUACAGUGUACUAUACUCCUUUUCCAGUGAAUGAAACCCAAAAUGAACAGUCAAGAGCUAAUGAAGGUGAAACCGGAGAACUACGAUGUCAGAUUAACAGCAAUCCUACCUCUACAUUACAAUGGUUUAGUCCGAAUGGAUCUGUACUCAUCAGCAAUGACAGAAUUACAAUAUCUAGUUCUACACAAGGAACAUUACAUGAAAGCAUAAUUACAAUUAGUAAUGCUCAAUCUGGUGAUUAUGGUAACUACACGUGUUUUGCUGAAAGCGACUUUGCAAAUGCAACAUUUAUAGUUAUGUUUGAUGGAAAAACUCAGCCACCAGGCAAUGUUGAUAGUAGUAGAUCAACACAUACUAACGCUGCAGUAUACGUCGUGCCAAGUGUUAUCCUUAUUUUGUUGGCGAUUACGGUUGUACCUGUUAUAAUAAUUUUGAAAAGAAGAAGUCAACAUGGAAAAAACACAGACGACACAGUUUUGGAUGAUAAAAGAUACGAAAAUGUUGCUGUAGAAAAUAAGUUUGAAUCUAAUAAGAACUCCGAGGAAGCCUAUGAAUCUAUUGAGAAAAUCUGUUUCACUAAAAAUGAAGUAAAAGAAGAAGAAUAUGCAAAACGUUCAUUUGACAAGAAUGAAGUUGUUUACAUGAAAUCAAGACAGAAGACAAUCGAAUUUCCAAGAGACCAUGUUUGUAUCAAGAGUAUUAUUUCGAUUGGGAAGUUGUAUGACAUCAGUAAAGCAGAUGCAUGGAAUAUUAAUGGCGUCUCUGGACAUUCUAACGUAGUGAUUAAGAAGAGUAGUAACGGCGAUCCUCUGAUAGAAAAUGACAUUGUGAAGGAAAUAGAAAUACUGCAAUCAAUACGUGGACACAGUAAUAUAAUUCGAAUACUUGGAUGUUGUACAGAAAAAGGUGGGUAA
Messenger RNA from Saccoglossus kowalevskii, 1664 nucleotides. RefSeq names its product roundabout homolog 1-like. The record is from RefSeq and is a predicted model, not a curated record. NCBI's taxonomy places the organism in Eukaryota, Metazoa, Hemichordata, Enteropneusta, Harrimaniidae.